Molecule: messenger RNA, 1077 nt
Organism: Priceomyces carsonii
Lineage: Eukaryota; Fungi; Ascomycota; Pichiomycetes; Serinales; Debaryomycetaceae
Exons: 1
Coding region: 1-1077 (358 amino acids)
Source: RefSeq, a predicted model, not a curated record
AUGAUACAUGUCUCUUUUUGUCGUUUUGAUUUGCGACAUUCAUAUCACUGUUUUCAGCCUAUGUAUAAACAAAAACAAUUUGUUAUCCGAAACGGGAGCACUAAUAGACAAAAUAUAAAUGAGCAAUAUGAUGCAAAUGAUGCCAUUAAACAGGAUCCGAAGCCUGUAAUUCUACUUUCUAUAAUUAUUUCUUUUAGACGGUUUAGAAAUCCAAAUCAAAUUUUUAUCAUGAACUUUAGCGCCAACAAUGUUCAUCCCUUGAUUAACCUUAAUUAUAAUUUCCCCAAAUCUAUUAGUGAAAUGAAUGAAACCACGAAAGGAGAAAAUAGUCAAGGGAGCUGUUUUAAUUUGGCCGAUGUUCCAUUGCAGACGGCUCCUGGAUCUUCAAAGAGUCCAUUAGGGAAGCAUUUUCGAUUAUGUGAAAAAGAUAUUGACUUAAUUGAACCCUUGAGACAAAUACUCAAGGAAGAUCAAUUCGUUCUAAAAAAAGUAAGGGAUGACUUAAACAAAAGAAGCAAUAAGGAGACACUAAAGGAACCAAUAUCCACAAAAAAUUCUAGAAAAUCUAAGAAAGUUCAAAAUCACAAAGUAGUCAAAUCAAAUAGAACUGAGGUUCUUCACAAUCAGAAAGAAUCAAUAAAUUUAUCACCUUGUGGUACCGUUGAGAGACCUCAUUCAUUGCAGCAAUCUACACCCGUUUCUUCCUCGAACCAUAUCAUAAAAGAAGCUUUUGACGGACAUAAUUUGCACAGGAAGAAUUUAGCUCUUGAAAAAGCCUCAAAAUUGACACUAGAGACUGAAGAUUCAGAUUAUGAUCAUCUCGCUUGUCAUGCCGAUAAUAUUAUGAAAAUGGCUGUCGAUUCAACCAUGUUGGGUUCAACUUUUAGCGCAUCGCUUUCGUUCUCUAGCCUUAAUUAUGAUGUCGAUGUUCUGCCGAGAGCUACUGGAGAACUUGCCUAUGAAGAUGCCGAAAAAAGUGUGUUAGAGACUAUUAUACCCAAGAGGCGUAACAAAAGAAGUAAGCAAAGAGAACUGAUUAUGAUUAGUGCUCAAGAUUUAGCAGCAGCGAUUCUGUGA